CUGGUUGCCGCGAAGAACCACUGUUCUUCCCUGAUAUGGAGGGCGGGCAGAGUCUCGGAGGUAGUCGAUUCGUCGCUGUCACUUAGAGACUCGAACGAGGCAGUGAGAUGCAUCCAGAUUGGGCUGCUCUGCGUGGAGGAAACUGCAGCACAUCGACCAGAUAUGCAGGCUGUGGUUCUCAUGUUGAGCAGCGAAACAACGCCAAUUCCGUCUCCCAAACAACCUGCAUUUGUUAGCGUGAGAUCCGAGACAUGCUCUGCCUUUCGUGCUGCCAUAGCUGCGAAUGAAUCCAUUGCCGAUGGAAGCCUGUUGAUCUCCAAAGGUGGUAAAUUUGCUCUGGGGUUCUUUAGUCCGGGCCGUUCCAGGGGCAGGUAUCUUGGAAUUUGGUACCACGAGAUACCAAACCGCACUGUGGUGUGGGUUGCAAAUAGAGACAAUCCAAUCAGUGGGACUUCAGGAGUUCUUUCGCUUAACGGAUAUUGCAACCUUUUUCUGUAUAGUAACAGUAGCAGCAGGCUUCCAGCAUGGUCUGCUAAUGCUUUAGCGGGAUCAAAAGGUCCGUGCCUGGCUCAGUUACUUGAUUCAGGAAAUUUAGUGUUGAUGGAAGGUGGUACGAGUAAGAUGGCUACUGUGUGGCAGAGCUUUGACAAUCCUACAGACACUUUUCUACCUGGCAUGAAAGUUGGUCUGAAUCGGACAACAGGUGUAAGUCGCUUCUUGACAUCUUGGAGAUCAGUCGAUGACCCUGGCACAGGGCAGUUCUCAUACAAGCUUAACCCAAGCGGCUCGCCACAGUUGUUUCUGUACCGAGGUAUAAAUCCUUAUUGGCGUAACGUUCCAUUUCCAUGGAAAAGUUAUGAACUAUUUAAUGACUCUUUUGUUAAUAAUGAACUGGAACUAUCCUAUUCAUAUACUCCCGGGGAUGCUUCUGCUCUUAUGAGGGUGGUCAUUGAUCCUUUGGGUUUGUUGAAGUUCUUGGCAUGGGAUCACGGUGAUGGCGAAUGGAAGGUAUUUUUUUCAUCACCUAAGCAGAUGUGUGAUUUCUAUGGGAGCUGUGGUCCUAAUGGCAAAUGUUAUUCUAGCAUUGUUUUCCCAUAUGAAUGUGCUUGUCUACCUGGGUAUGAACCGAGGUACCCUCGAAACUGGAAAUUAAGAGAUGGAUCGAGUGGCUGUGUAAGAAAGCAAUUAGAAUCAUCUUCUAUAUGUGGGAGCGGAGAAGGGUUUGUGAGAGUUGAAAAAGUGAAGAUUCCUGAUACUUCAGCAGCAGCUUGGAUGAACUUGAGCGUGAGUAAAUUGAAUUGUGAAGCAGAAUGCAGAAAGAACUGUUCAUGCUCUGCAUAUGCUACCUAUGAUAAUGGGAAAGGGACUUCCUGUUGGACAUGGCAUGGGGAGCUGAUGGAUACGGUGAACUUGCCAGUCGAUGCUUAUGAUCUAUAUGUUCGUGUUGAUGCUCAUGAAUUAGUGAAGAACAGACGGAUCAGAGAUUUAUUUCAUUACAGUGAUGGUUCAACUUACUCGGAAGAUUCUUUGGCCCCAAGAGAUUUCAAGCGAAGUACUAUCUACCCCGAGUUACCAUUUUUUAGCCUCAGCACAAUACAUGAAGCCACUGACAAUUUUUCUCCGGCAAACAAACUUGGACAUGGGGGUUCUAGCUUAGUCUACAAGGUAAAGCUUCUUUGCAACAACGUCUGGAAGCUUGAUUAUGGCUGCUCUCAUUUAAUUCUCCUCUUGACAUUUCAGGGGAAACUAUCAAAUGGACAAGAGGUUGCUGUCAAACGAUUGUCCAAGAAUUCAAGGCAGGGCUUAGAACAAUUUAAGAAUGAGGUACUAUUAAUUGCAAAGCUCCAACACAGGAACCUUGUGAAGCUUUAUGGUUGCUGCAUUGAGGAAGAUGAACAGAUGUUAGUUUAUGAAUACUUGCCGUAUAACAGUUUCGAUUCGCUUCUUUUCGUUGAUCAGAACAAAAGAUCAAUCUUGGACUGGAGGAAACGGUUUGAGAUCAUAACCGGUACUGCACGUGGGAUCUUGUAUCUUCAUCAGGAUUCAAGGUUCAGAAUAAUUCAUCGAGAUUUAAAACCGAGCAAUAUCCUCCUUGAUGCUGAGUUGAAUCCCAAAAUUUCUGAUUUUGGGAUGGCUAGAAUGUUGGACAAGGAUCAGGUUGAAGGGAAGGAAAGUAGAAUUUGUGGAACUUAUGGAUACAUGUCACCCGAGUAUGCGGUGUUUGGAAGAUUUUCAGUGAAAUCCGAUGUCUUCAGCUUUGGCGUUAUCUUGCUGGAAACUGUAUCUGGGAAGAAGAGCAAUGGGUUCCCAGAGGAGGAUGCUUCUUCGAGCUUGAUCGCCCAUGUGUGGGAGUUAUGGAAGGCAGACAGAGCCUGGGAAGUAAUCGACGCAUCGCUCUCACUUAAAUGCUCGAAUGAGGCACUGAGAUGCAUCCAGAUCGGGUUGCUGUGUGUGGAAGAAAACGCAGCAGAUCGCCCCGAUAUGCUGGCUGUGGUUCUUAUGUUGAGCAGCAAAACAGCUCCUGUUCCCUUGCCUAAACAACCUGCAUUUGUUUGCGUGAGAUCCAAGUCUUAA
This is a messenger RNA of Linum tenue, 2574 nucleotides long. Lineage: Eukaryota; Viridiplantae; Streptophyta; Magnoliopsida; Malpighiales; Linaceae. The record is from the annotation of a GenBank genome assembly.